AUGAAGAAAAUCACAUCACCCCUUAUCUAUGCUGUUUCCGUUGCUGCCAUUGGAUCUCUCCAGUUUGGGUACAAUACUGGUGUCAUCAAUGCUCCUGAGAAGAUCAUCCAGAGGUUCUUCAACAGAACCUUGUCAGAACGGAGCGGGGAGGCUGCCUCCCCAGAGCUCCUUACCUCUCUGUGGUCCCUUUCUGUGGCCAUCUUCUCGGUAGGAGGUAUGAUCGGCUCUUUCUCAGUCAGCCUGUUCGUCAACAGAUUUGGCAGGAGGAACUCCAUGCUACUGGUGAACAUCUUGGCCUUUGCUGGUGGCACUCUCAUGGGCUUCUCCAAGAUGGCAAAGGCAGUGGAGAUGCUGAUCAUUGGCCGCUUCAUUAUUGGCCUCUUCUGUGGUCUCUGCACUGGCUUUGUGCCCAUGUACAUCAGUGAGGUCUCGCCCACCAGCCUUCGUGGAGCCUUUGGCACCCUCAACCAGCUGGGCAUUGUUGUGGGCAUCCUGGUGGCCCAGAUCUUUGGCCUGGAGGGAAUCAUGGGGACUGAAGCACUUUGGCCACUGCUUUUGGGGUUCACAGUCCUCCCAGCAAUCCUGCAGUGCGUGGCUCUUCUCUUCUGCCCUGAAAGCCCCCGUUUCCUAUUGAUCAACAAAAUGGAGGAAGAGAAAGCACAAGCAGUUCUCCAGAAGCUCCGUGGCACACAAGAUGUGUCGCAAGACAUCCUGGAGAUGAAAGAGGAGAGUGCUAAAAUGUCUCAGGAAAAGAAAGCAACUGUGCCAGAGCUCUUCCGUUCUCCAAGCUACCGUCAAGCCAUUAUCAUUGCCAUCAUGCUGCAGCUCUCCCAACAGCUCUCGGGCAUCAAUGCUGUAUUCUAUUAUUCUACAGGGAUUUUUGAAAGAGCUGGUAUCACACAGCCUGUGUAUGCUACCAUCGGAGCUGGUGUGGUAAACACAGUCUUCACUGUUAUAUCGCUGUUCCUGGUGGAGCGUGCAGGGCGCAGGACCCUCCAUUUAGUUGGUUUGGGUGGCAUGGCUGUGUGUGCUGUUCUCAUGACUGUCGCUUUAGCUCUGAAGGACGUUGUGGAGUGGAUCAGAUACAUCAGCAUCGUUGCCACUUUUGGCUUUGUGGCUCUUUUUGAGAUUGGCCCUGGCCCUAUCCCCUGGUUCAUAGUGGCAGAACUCUUCAGCCAGGGCCCACGGCCUGCAGCCAUGGCAGUGGCUGGUUGUUCCAACUGGACCGCUAAUUUCUUGGUGGGAAUGCUCUUCCCCUAUGCAGAGAAACUAUGUGGCUCCUAUGUCUUCCUUAUCUUCCUUGUUUUCCUGGUCAUCUUCUUUGUCUUCACGUUCUUCAAAGUGCCGGAGACCAAGGGCAGGACUUUUGAAGACAUCUCCAGGGGCUUUGAAGGACGAGCAGGAGCCAGCCCCACAUCACCUGUAGAGAAGAACCCCAUGGUAGAGCUGAACAGUGUACACCCUGACAAAGAAGUUGCCUAA
This is a messenger RNA of Nipponia nippon (crested ibis), 1482 nucleotides long. The record is from RefSeq and is a predicted model, not a curated record. NCBI's taxonomy places the organism in Eukaryota, Metazoa, Chordata, Aves, Pelecaniformes, Threskiornithidae.